AAUCGGCUCGCUGAUGGCCUCGUCCCACGAUACUCCUGCUAACCAUAGAUCCUGUAACAGAACUUUAGCUUGGAUCAAGACCGGCGCUAACCAUCCCAGUGGGUCAAAGAGUCGUGCAAUUUCGGACAGAACCAAUCGUUUGGUCCACGUGGUUCUGGGGCUCUCCUCGGCGAUGCACGGUCCUCGCACGGCAAUCGAGUCCUUUGUCGUGUCCCACCUGAGACCCAAUGUUCCAUGGACCUCGGGUUCCUGGAAGGUUUUUACCUCAACGAACGGCUUCCUCGAUGUUGUCGGCCCCAGCCAAGAUGUCGUCGACGUAGGCGUUGGUACGGAGCACCUGGGCGGCCAAUGGGAACGCUGCUUCUUCGUCGUCAGCCAGCUGUUUAAGCACCCGAUGGGCCAGGAUGCGGAGCCAAUCCCGGUCGUCUGGAUGCACCAGGAUUUGCCGGAACAUCUUGACGAUGUCCGCCGAGAAAGCUACCCUGAAGAGCCGCCAUCGUGUAAUGACCGCCCAGAGGUCGGUCUGCAGCUUCGGUCCCGGCAGCAGCGCGUCAUUAAGUGAGGCGCUUCCAGCCGAGGUACAGGAGGCGUUGAAGACCACCCGGAUCUUCUGCACGCCGUCAGCAUCCUUCCAAACUGCGUGGUGAGGUAGGUAAUAACCGGCAUCGUCCUCCGCUAGCGGUUUGGUUACCGCACUCAUGUGCCCCAGCCGCUGGUACUCCUCCAUAAACCGAGAAUACUGCUGCCGAAGACUGGGGUCCCGUUCUCGUUUCCGUUCGGCCGAGAGCAGAAUUCUGAGGGCAGGUGUUCUGGAGGUCCCCACCUUCGUCGCCGCAUCUCUGAAGGGCAAACGCACGACGUAACGACCAGACUCUUCUCGGAACGUGGUGUCCUGAAACAGUCGUUCACAUUUCAGUUCCUCGGGA
Messenger RNA from Colletes gigas, 926 nucleotides. RefSeq lists its product as uncharacterized. Lineage: Eukaryota; Metazoa; Arthropoda; Insecta; Hymenoptera; Colletidae. The record is from RefSeq and is a predicted model, not a curated record. The coding region runs from base 14 to 562 and encodes 182 amino acids. The transcript has 3 exons.